AUGGAUUGUCUGUCAGACGAUGCUUCCAUGCCUUUUGGGAUAUUAUUGUAUUGUGGAACAGUGUGUAUUAUUGUAUUACCCUAUAGUAUUGUUAAAGAGUUCACGGGAACUUUUCACGGAAACGAACCGCAAAUUGAAAUAUUUUUAAAAGAAUGGCUUACUAAAGUCCAAAGAGCUUUAGAUAAUCCAUUGUAUGACGGACAGAAGGGUAAAGUGUUAUCAUUAUUGUUGGAAGGCUAUGCUAAAACUAACUGGGAAAUUAUGCCCGAUGCACUUAAAUUGGACUAUGACGCAAUUAUUCAGAUGUUAAAACAAACAUUUAUUGGACCGUUACAUAAACAUACAAAAGGUAUUCUGUUUAAUGAAGCACAUAUGGAGUCUGAUGAAACGUAUGGAGGAUAUGCGGCUAGAUUAAGAAUUUUAGCCCGAGAACAUUAUGAGUUCGAACCGCAAGUGAUAGAAACAGUUGUGAUAGAUCGAUUUAUGAAUACUAUUCCGGAAAAAGUAAAACGAUAUAUCUAUGAACAUUCUCAACAUAAUGACACUAUUUUGAAAUCUUUAAAAAAGAUAAUACAUAUUGCUAAAACUAAACGUAAAUUAGAUGAAAUGGAAUCAGUUUCACAUGCUGCCGCAGCUUCCAAUAUAGCGAGAGCUGAAGAUACCCGUCAAUAUACUGAUAGGCCUCCUGAGCCUGAUUUUAGAAGAAAAUCGCCAGACGAACAAUGGUAUAGAAACCGUGCUAGGUCCAGGCAAAACACCAGCUAUGACUCUGAUGAACAACAGUCUCGGAAUACAUACAGGCGAGAUAGACGUGAUGACCGUUACCAACGAAGACGUAUACGAGGUGAUGACAACUAUAAUCACAGAACUGAAGAUCGAACAUCGAGAAGAGAUGACAGACAAGAUAGACGCCGUACUGACUUCAGGAGUAGCCCUCAGGAUAACUUUCAGAAUAGAUAUCAAUCAGAACAACGCCAAUUCCGCGAAGAUUUCUCCAGAAACAGACAAUCACCAAGACGUCAACGCUAUUCACCGAGAUUUAAUCGUCGAGACCCCCCAUCAUACCGGAGAGUUUGUUUUAGAGACGACGUUUGUUUUAAUUGUCAAGGAUUUGGUCAUUUUGCGAACCAAUGUCCUACUCCGUCAAACCAGUCAUUUCCUGUGAACAGUGGCCGUAACAAUAUUCCCCUACAUCCACCAGUCAUUCCUUUCAGAUCGGAUCCAAUACGUGUAGCAAUUAAACUUGGAAGUCAACGGAUACAAUCAUUUCUAGAUGGUUGA
Messenger RNA from Lottia gigantea (owl limpet), 1281 nucleotides. RefSeq lists its product as hypothetical. The record is from RefSeq and is a predicted model, not a curated record. The transcript is spliced from 3 exons. Gene Ontology annotation, molecular function: zinc ion binding; nucleic acid binding. NCBI's taxonomy places the organism in Eukaryota, Metazoa, Mollusca, Gastropoda, Lottiidae. The coding region runs from base 1 to 1281 and encodes 426 amino acids.